Messenger RNA from Aethina tumida (small hive beetle), 1663 nucleotides. RefSeq names its product transmembrane protein 165. The record is from RefSeq and is a predicted model, not a curated record. NCBI's taxonomy places the organism in Eukaryota, Metazoa, Arthropoda, Insecta, Coleoptera, Nitidulidae. The coding region runs from base 169 to 1038 and encodes 289 amino acids. Gene Ontology annotation, cellular component: Golgi apparatus. Gene Ontology annotation, biological process: Golgi calcium ion homeostasis; Golgi calcium ion transport; calcium ion transmembrane transport. Gene Ontology annotation, molecular function: calcium ion transmembrane transporter activity; manganese ion transmembrane transporter activity. The transcript has 6 exons.
UAGACAGUAGUACCGCUUGUUCGAUGUUAAGACACUUCCAAUUAGAUUUAAGAAAAUGCACAAUCCAGUGAAGAUCAAUACUCAUAGUUAAUAAUAGUGUUUUGUGACUUGUUACCAACUAAGUUCUAACUCUGUUAAGUUAUUUUUUGUUGAGAAUAAUAAAUUAAAAUGAAGGGCAAACUUUUUAAACUUGCUAAAAACGCAUUUCAAAUAUCUUUGAUUUGUAUAACUUACUUCACCAUUGUUAAUGCCGAAAUAGAACCUAAGGAAGAGAUUGAGGCCAAAACCACGGCAAAUCUUGAUAAUGUCUCUGGCACAUCAGGCACCAUCAAUAUUGGAGAAAAUGUUGGUUUACUGCAUGCUUUUGCAGCCAGUUUCAGUGUCAUCCUGGUAUCUGAAAUUGGGGAUAAAACAUUUUUUAUUGCUGCAAUUAUGGCAAUGAGACAUCCCCGACUAACAGUAUUUGCUGGAGCAAUUUCUGCAUUAACAUUGAUGACUAUUUUAUCAGCAUUAUUUGGAUGGUUAGUUAAUGUAAUACCAAGGGUAUACACAUUUUAUAUAAGUACAGCACUUUUUGCUAUUUUUGGUCUUAAAAUGUUAAAAGAAGGAUGUUCAAUGUCUCCAGAUGAGGCUAGUGAAGAGUUUGAAGAAGUUCAAACAGAUUUGAGAAAGAAAGAAGAAGAGUAUGAAAAACAAGCAAUGUUACCAGAUCCUGAAACAGGUGGUCCACGUAAAGCGAAAUCGAGUAGCAUUUGUUCAGCAUUGUCUCGAAUAUUCCUUCAAUCUUUCACAUUGACAUUCCUCGCUGAAUGGGGAGACAGAUCUCAGUUAACCACUAUUAUUUUGGGUGCUAGAGAAGAUGUUUAUGGUGUUAUAAUAGGUGGAGUUUUGGGACAUUCAAUUUGUACAGGAUUGGCUGUAAUUGGAGGAAGAAUGAUAGCUCAGAAAAUUUCUGUUAGGACAGUGACAAUAAUUGGUGGUAUAGUGUUUCUGUUAUUCGCCUUCUCAGCUCUUUUCUUCGAUCCGACUAUGGCGUAAAUUGGCAUUUUGUAUAUAUACAUGUAUAUCAUAGGGUGUAAAAAAGUGUAGUUAGUAAGAAAUGACAGGUAUUUGCCAAAAAUGCCAUAAAUCUUUUUGUAAACCAAUUUUAAGUAUUACCUUAAAUAUUACCUAAGUCCAUUCAAUAACAGAUACUAUAAACUGUUACGUCUAUGCAGAAACAUAAUUCAUCAAUUUUAAAAUUGUGUAUAUUAUUUUCGAAAAAUGUUGUAGAAUUUUGUUUUAGUACUUAUAUCAAUGCAGAGAAUUGAAACCAACUUACAAGUAGAUCAAUUUUAGAAUACAAACAUGAAAAUUAAGCCACUUUUAUUUAUUGUUUUGUAGUUGUUUGGUUGCCAAAGUACCUGUUUUAUGGUCACUGCAUCCAUAUAAUUUUUAAUUAUUUCUAUGGGUAGCACAUGACCAAAUUUCGUUUUGUCCAUUUAACAUUCUCAAUCUUAUUUAUAUUUAGUUUCUUUAAAUAAUUAAAUUAUCAGUUUUCUAAAUAUUUAAUAUAACUUAAGACAAAACGUAGUAAGGAAAAGUGCUGUUCAUAUCUGUGAUAUAACUAUAUUUUUGUAUAUAGUAAAUGUGUAAAUUGAUCAAUACAACAUUUAUCAACCUA